GCCUGUAUGUUAGUUGGUGGCAGCGCGUCGUAGCGAGCGGAGGCCUACGCCGUAGCGUCGUAGCUCGUAGCGCGUAGCUCGUAGUAACGCCUACGACGGAACUCUACAGUGUCUGUUCAUUGGUUCAAGUGAAAAACUAUUUGGUGGUCUAACUUUUGUUUGAUCGUGUUUUGUUUUGCGAGUGACCUUUUAUGGAUAUACUUGUGUUUGAUUGUCUGAGGUUGCAAAAUGGGAGGGCACAAAGCGGGCUGGCAUCAGCUCUACCAUUGAUGGGAUAACUCAAUUUCGCGAUGUCUGAAAAGGGAAUAUUUGGUUUGCCGAUUUAAAACCAUCGUCGGUGGAUAUGUUGGAGGGGGUGAGGCGGGGGCGAUGACGCGCGGGAGGGGGGGCGCGCGCGGCAUGGCUCCGCCACUGUUCGCGGUCUUGCUGUGGCUUGGAGGAAGCGUGCUAGGUCUCCGCGACGUGCAGUUGUCAGUACCCGAGGCGGUGGGUCUCGGCGCCAGCGCCACUCUCGGCUGUCGCUGGGCGCUGGACACGGGCGAGACUCUCUACACCGUCAAGUGGUACCACGGCGCUCAGGAGUUCUUCAGAUUCGUGCCCAAAGAGCAUCCCAAUACCAGGGUGUUCUCGCAGACUGGAAUUAGUGUUGAUGUAUCAAGGUCGGGCGCACAGCAAGUCGUACUACGUGGUGCGACGUGGGCGCUCAGCGGGCGCUACCGCUGCGAGGUCUCCGCCGACGCACCGUUCUUCCACACGGUCUACAAGAGCGCUUAUAUGCGCGUUGUGGAGCUCCCUGACGCGCCGCCGGAGGUGAGAGCUCAGAAGAGUUGGUACUCGGCGGGAGACAUGCUGCGGGCCAACUGCAGCGCCGCGCCCGCCAACCCGCCCGCCAACAUCACCUGGCUGCUCAACGGCUUCCAGGUGAAAGGCUUGGACAUCCCGCAAGAGCCUCUGUAUCCUCAGAGAAGAAAGCCAGCGUUUACCGACGCGUCAUUAGAAGACGCCAAUCGGAUUAUAUUCAGUCCUUGGGACGCGAUAUCUGGGUUCGAAGAGCCAGUAACAGAAGUAGAUAUACCAGGGAGCGUGGACGCCCUGGGGGUGGACGACAGUGGGAAGGUGAAAGAGAGGGCGGAGCUCGAAAGGGCGGACUUGGUAGUCAGUAAAUUGAACAUUAGCUCAGAGGAAGAAAAGUCGAAUAAGUCGGCGUCGUUUAGUCAACUCGUGGUGAGGGUGCAAGCGGCGCAUUUUACAAAGGGUCGUCUGAACGUGACGUGCGUGGCGCGCGUGCUGUCGGCGUGGUCUGGCAGCGGGGUGCUGCUGCUGGACGAGGAGCGCCCGCAGAUAGCGCCCGUCAUGGGCAGCAGGGACUCCAACUCAGGGUUGCACAGCACGCGGUCGCAAACAGCCAUCUCGCUCGGCCUCAAUUUCAUUCUCUAUUUUCAUUGGUCUUUUCAACACCGAUGAUCGUCACAUUAGUGGUAAUUAUAAGUGGAAAUAAAGUAAACCUUCUUUCAUAUAAAUAAAAUCAGUGUUAGACACGUUGGUCGAGUGACGAGAAAUGUAAAUGAAAAACAAUAAGGAUGAAUACUUGAAUGGAAUGUUAUUGGGAUUUGUGAAUCAGACGUAGUGAUCGAUUUUUUACCUGUAAAUAAUUAGUUUUAUAAUAGAUGUAUUAGUAAAAGGAAAUAACUAGUAAUGUUUUGCUUGAUGAACUUUAUGAUGUACGUAUUGUUACUGAUGACGACAUAAGAUUCAUGAAAUAAAGGAAUUCUCUGUUUUUA
Molecule: messenger RNA, 1781 nt
Organism: Plutella xylostella (diamondback moth)
Lineage: Eukaryota; Metazoa; Arthropoda; Insecta; Lepidoptera; Plutellidae
Source: RefSeq, a predicted model, not a curated record